Molecule: messenger RNA, 1761 nt
Organism: Camelina sativa (false flax)
Lineage: Eukaryota; Viridiplantae; Streptophyta; Magnoliopsida; Brassicales; Brassicaceae
Product: putative WRKY transcription factor 9
Biological process (GO): regulation of DNA-templated transcription
Molecular function (GO): sequence-specific DNA binding; DNA-binding transcription factor activity
Source: RefSeq, a predicted model, not a curated record
UUUAGAGAUGCGUACUAUAGUGAAUAAUACAAAUAGUAAACGAUAUAUUCUGAUGAGAAAAUGGGAUUUGACUUUAGCAAAUCAAAAUCCAAAGCUAGCUAACAGACAAAUUAAGAGUUUAGAUUAAUUUGCAUCUCCACUGAUGGGCAUCGAUCUUUCUCUCAAGUUCGAGGCCGAGGAAAAGGACAAAGAUGAAGAAGGAUCAAAACAUAGCUGCAGUGAGAAUAAAGAAGACGAAGAACAUGAUGCUAGUAGCGGUGAUGAAGAUGAACAAAUGGUGAAAGAAGACGAAGAAGAAGAUUCUUGUUUAGGUUCAAGAACCCGGGAAGAAGAGAACGAACGUGAAGAGAUCUUGCAGCUACAGAUCCAGAUGGAAAGUGUGAAAGAAGAGAAUACUAGGCUGAGGAAGCUUGUGGAGCAGACUCUUGAAGAUUAUCGUCAUCUGGAGAUGAAAUUCCCGGUCAUCGAUCAAACCAAGAAGAUGGGUCUUGAAACGUUCCUUGGAGCAAAAGGCAAAUGGUGUGUGGAUAUAACAAGUAAGGCUCGGAAAAGAGGAGCUGAGAUAUCUCCAUCCGUGGAAAGAGAAUUAGGGCUUUCGCUAUCUCUACAGAAAAAGCAGAAACAAGAAGAGAGCAAAGAAGCUGUUCAGUCUCAUCAUCAGCAAAGAUACAACAAUAGCAGCUUAGAUAUGAACGCGCCACGUAUCAUAUCAUCUUCUCAGGGGAAUAGAAAAGCCAGGGUGUCUGUGAGGGCGAGAUGUGAGACGGCAACGAUGAAUGAUGGAUGCCAAUGGAGAAAGUACGGUCAGAAAACCGCAAAAGGGAAUCCAUGUCCACGAGCUUAUUACCGAUGUACCGUGGCUCCAGGAUGUCCCGUUAGGAAACAGGUGCAAAGGUGUUUAGAAGACAUGUCAAUACUGAUAACAACCUACGAAGGAACACAUAACCAUCCACUUCCGGUGGGAGCAACAGCCAUGGCAUCUACUGCCUCCACUUCUCCAUUCUUGUUACUCGAUUCCAGCGACAACCUCUCUCAUCCUUCCUAUUAUCAAACUCCUCCAAUCAUAGACUCAUCUUUGAUCACAUACCCACAAAAUAGCACCACCAACAACCGAACCAUACGAAGCUUGAACUUUGAUGGUCCAUCUAGAGGAGAUCAUGUUUCAUCUCCCCAAAACCAAUUAAAUUGGAUGAUGUAGAGUUCCCAUGUCUCUCAAUCGUCAACUAUGCUUAUUCAUUCCUUUGGUUCCAUUAUUUUACUAUUAAGUCAAGUCAUCAUGGAUUCUUUGCCUAUUUCUUGUUCUUGUUUCUUAACAUUUGUGUUUGGUACAUAGAAAAUUGAAAGUUUGAGACUGUUUUAAUUCUUUCUAAUGUUAGUAACGGUGAUUGAGCAUGUUAAAAGAAACGUGCACCAAAAUAACACACCAAAAAGAUCAAAAGACUACAGAAGCAAACCUCAACACGCUCUUCUCUAUCUUUGCAAUAGAAUCCUUUUUAUACAUAUGGUUUAGAAAUCGUCCAAGACAUUAAUUGAACCAAAUUGAUCUAAUAGAAACCUAGUUAAAGAGGGUUUUUAGUUUGGCACCUAAUUGAACCCAUCCAUUCUUUAUAUUUAUGUCCUGUUUCAACAUCCGACGCAGCAUUAAUAAAGAUCGUUGAUGUUACGAAAGAAUAACAUUUCUACAAACUUCCCAACAUGUGAUGAGCUUUUUUUGUGUCUCCUCCAGCUUCUUCAAGAUAAUUUACAGAUAAUUAAGGGAAA